AUGCUCGAGGACCUCAUCAUAGGCUCGCGGAAGGCAAAGUUCUUAGACCGAGCCGGAUUACGCUCUAAGACUAGCGCUAUAUCGCUAUCGCUAUUAAUAGCCGCCAACUAUAGUAUCACGAUCGAUAUACUAAAGCGCCUAAUAGCCGAGUCUCUAGAUAUAUUCGGGCAGAAGCGGGCUAAGAUUGCCUCGCUCGAGAAGCUAAGGUUUCGGUCACCCCAGCAAGAAGAGGCCGUCAGGUUAGCCGCGGCGAAGCAAAGCCCGCUAGUUACUAUGCUACCAACCGGCGGCGGGAAGAGCCUAGUCUUUAUAGUCCCGGCCAUGCUAGCAGGUAUAGGCGUGACUAUCGUGGUAGCUCUGUUCGCCGAGUUAAAGAGGCAGCUGGUCAUACGCUGCGUCAAUGCCGGCCUAGAUUGCAAGUCCUAG
Molecule: messenger RNA, 426 nt
Organism: Fusarium vanettenii 77-13-4
Lineage: Eukaryota; Fungi; Ascomycota; Sordariomycetes; Hypocreales; Nectriaceae
Exons: 5
Coding region: 1-426 (141 amino acids)
Source: RefSeq, a predicted model, not a curated record